UUUUAGUUUGUGUUUAUUGUAAUCAAACAAACUGAACAUGCAUGGUGUUCUCGGUUCGAAGUGGCCAAAGAUGACUUUGGCUUCAUUUCUCAAGAUGAAAGAGGGAACUGUGCUGAUUUACUGUUUGUACUGCGUAGGAUUUCUGGAUUUGUUCGCUGUAAGUUGCUUCUUACCUCUUCUCACACACAGAGCUAGAGAGCUUGGGGCAUCACCGUCGCUUGUCGGAGUGAUAGGGUCUGUAUAUGGUGCCCUUCAAUUCUUUUCCAGUCCUGUCAUGGGCAAACUGAGUGAUAUAUUUGGAAGAAAAAAUGUUCUUUUGAUUAGCCUCUUUGGUGCAGCUGUAGGUUAUAUUCUGACAGGAAUUCCAACAACAUUACUUUUUCUAGCACUGAGCAGAGUUCCAGUAGGGAUUUUCAAGCACAGUCAAAGUGUUGCAAAGACAUAUCUUUCAGAUGUUUCACCCUCUAUUGAUCAUCCUAAAGUGUUUGGGAACUUUAAUGCAUUUUCCAGUCUAGGUUUUGUAAUUGGUCCUUUGAUAGGCGGACACUUGGCCAUGCAGUCAAAUGGUUUCUCUAGGGUGACUGCCUUAACUGGAUGCAUUUUCUUGAUCAACUUUUUCUUUGUAUGGUUCUUUGUGGCACCAGUUGAACAAGUAAGAAAGCAGUCUUCUACAAGGCAAGAACAUGAUCUACUCCUUGCUGAUGACAUUACAGUAAACAACAAAAUGGCUGACCACAUAGAAAGUGAACUAGAUAGGAAAGAACUGAAGUAUAGAAAAGAACUCAGUAGAAGAGCAGGCACCUCCACAUCCAAUGGAACAAGUAUAUACAAAAUUUCUUCAAUGAGUUCAUCACUAGAUUUGAUAGUAAUUCGUUUUGUGAUGGGAUUUUUGAUGCUAGUCUUUCGCAGCAAUUUCACAUCCAUGUUAGAGUUCCACUUCAAUACAAGUCCAAAAACCAAUGGCUAUAUUAUGUCUUACAAUGGUCUAGUUGGUGGUUUUUCUGGAAUUCUAGUGGGAAAGAUAGCAAAAUUGUACAAUCACAAUGAUGCAAAGAUGCAACUUCACUUCUCACUAAUUCUUAUGGCAUCACUUCUAGGCAUAACAUUUUCACCCAGCAUAUUGUUUAUUCCAAUCUUCAUUACGCCACUGGCAAUCUCGAGUGCAGUCUGCCGUGUCUGCACAACUAAUCUGACUUUCCGCAGGGGCAGGGAGGAUGAGAAAGGUGUCAUGUUAGGGAUAGGGAACUCAUUACUGUCAUUUGCACGAAUGAUUUCUCCUGCUUUAGGUGGGUUUGCUCAGGAGGUUAGUGUUUAUGGGCCUGGUUGCAUUGGUUCCCUUAUAGCAGGCAUGGGUGUUGUUAUCAUAGUACUCUUCCCACCUGAUAGACCCAGAGUAAACAAAAGGGAGAAGAAAGAGCAGUGAGAACUACAUAUGGCAGUAUGCUUUUGAUUUCAUCCAUUUUACAAAGAGCCAUUUCCAAAUAUUGUAUGCCAUAAAAGUCAGAGUAUUAUCAUAUCUUUAAAAAGGAUAUCACUUACUCAUUUGGAAACAAAGGGUAGACAAGAUGAGAAUGGUUAAAUUUAGGGAGCAUUAAUUUAAGCAGACAAGUCAUGAGAAUAGUUGAUCGAAAGCUGAAUUCUCCAAGCUAACAUCAUAAGAGUUGUAUGGCAGACAGUAAGGAGAAUUGCUAAUGGAUUGUAGGAGUGAAAGCUUGGAGUUCAAAUAAAAGGAAAGAUUAGUUGCUAGCCAACUGUUUUGGCUAGCAUCUAAGCAUGUUCAACACAAGCAUUUACCACUAUCCACACAAUUCUAGAGUAAAAUCGUAAUCAUAGUGCCAAUGCUAGUCUUCGAUUUUCUUUACUUGGGGCAAAGUAUUCUUAUAAAGUUUAUAAGUAAAUCUUUAUUUCUUUGAAAAAUUAAAAUACAUAUCAAUAUAAUUGAUAUUUCAAUGUUGAAACAACUCUAAAUUUAUUUCACUGGGAAAUUUUCACAGAUGAAUUCUUUAUUCCCUGAAUUGCAAAAGUAUUUACUGUAUCAUUGAAAAUUGUUUUAAAUUGUGUGUUCUAUAUGAUGUUUGUACCCAACCUCUGGGAGGUGUUGUCCAGUUCAGGACAGAUAAUUAGUCACUGUCAGUGCUAAUUAUUUUUAAUUUCUGGUACACAUGUAGAUGUUAUUUUUGUGUGGAAUUCCACAUGUGAGUAAUGUCAUAUUUUGUGUAAAAUACUUGCAGAUAACAUACAUGUAUCAAGUAUUUGUCUAGACAUAUUACAUGUAAUUCAAUCUAUAUUCAGUUCAAAGGCAAGCAACAACACUUGAAACCAUUAUGGUUGUACUGUAGUAAUUCUUGCAUUUCAAAUGUAAGAAUUUUAGAAAAUUGUCUCAAAUGUAUUUUAUGUUGGACAAAAUAUUUAUUUCAUAUCAUAGAAUUAUUUACUAGUAAGGGAAAAUUACAUUGUGUAGAGCAAAAUAUUGGAUCUGAUGCAUAAUGCCCUGCUCAUGGAAUAUAAAUCAUUAAUGAACUAAACCAAGCGUUAAGUUUCACAUCAUUGUAAGCAAAUUGUUCUCACAUAAAUAAUUAAAGAAAGUAGUAGAUUGGGCUAAUAAAGAUAUUUUGUCAUGUAA
Messenger RNA from Stylophora pistillata, 2623 nucleotides. Its product is annotated as solute carrier family 67 member A2-like. Gene Ontology annotation, biological process: transmembrane transport. The record is from RefSeq and is a predicted model, not a curated record. Gene Ontology annotation, cellular component: membrane; nuclear envelope. NCBI's taxonomy places the organism in Eukaryota, Metazoa, Cnidaria, Anthozoa, Scleractinia, Pocilloporidae. Gene Ontology annotation, molecular function: transmembrane transporter activity.